This is a messenger RNA of Arachis ipaensis, 708 nucleotides long. NCBI's taxonomy places the organism in Eukaryota, Viridiplantae, Streptophyta, Magnoliopsida, Fabales, Fabaceae. The record is from RefSeq and is a predicted model, not a curated record.
AUGGCGAUAUCGAUAUACACCCUAAGUUGUUUCAAGUUACCAGAAACAGUAAUUGAAGAGAUUCAGCGAGCCAUACUUCAAUUUUGGUGGGGGCAGAAAAGGUCAGAAAACAGGAUGCAGUGGAUCAGAUGGAGGAUUUCUUGCAGACUAAAAAUGCAAAGGGGUCUCAACUUUAAAGAUUUGAAGGCUUUUAACCUUGCCAUACUCACAAAGCAAGGUUGGAAGUUAGUUUCCAGACCUAAUUCUCUCAUCAAUAAAGUGUUUCAAAGCAAAUAUUACAGAUAUUCAAACUUCCUAAGAGCAGAGGUUGGACAUAACCCAUCAUGGGAUUGGAGGAGUAUUAUCGAGGGGAGAAAGGUGCUAAAAAAAGGCAUACUAUGUGAAGUAGGAAGGAGAAUUAACAUUAGAAUCCGAGAAGACUCAUGGGUGAAGGAUUAUGUUUCAAUUACUCCUAUUACUACCACUGCAAUGACUGUUAAUCUAGAAUGGGUUUCACAAUUACAGAAUUCAAACAAAACAUGGAAUCAGAACUUAAUUCAGACCAAUUUCAAUCUAGACAUAGCUACAGCAAUACUUAACACUCCAAUUCAUGAAUCAGAGGAUAGAGUUACCUGGAUGAUGGAAAAAGGGGGCGACUUCACUGUUGCUUCGGGAUACAAAAUAGCCUUUAAUUUCUACCACCCACCAAUUGAAUACCUACCAGAAUAA